AUGUUAGUAGACUUAAAUGUACCGUGGCCUCAAAAGUCCUACGAGGUCAAGCCGACAGCGCUUGAAAUCGAUCAGUUAAAAAAGACCUUAAUAACUCUGCAUACACUGGGAUAUACUCAUGUUGUACUUAACUUCACAGUGCCACAUAAUACCAAAUUUCCUAAAGAUAAUGGGCAACUAAACCCGAUUAAAGUUAGUCUAUUACAAGAUGUGAUUUCAUUGACCAGGAUCAAGAUAUACACAAGAAUUACAGUGGUGGUUGACGAUCCAUCUAAAGGUCAAUCUUUAACGAAGGUCUCAUCACAAUUUGACAUUGUAGCUGCAAUGCCUAUCAGUGAGAAGGGCCUCACACUAGCAACCACCAACCUCGAUAUCGAUUUACUCACCUUUGAAUAUGGUAACAGACUGCCUGCAUUUUUGAAGCACAAGAACAUAUGUAGCUGCGUAAACGGUGGGGUGAAGUUGGAAAUUGUUUAUGCAAAUGCUCUCAGAGACAUGCAGACCAAAAGACAAUUCAUCAUAAAUGCUAAGAAUGUGAUCCGGGCAUCUAGAUCUCGAGGGAUUGUCGUUAGCAGCGGCGCAGAAUCUCCCUUGGAAUGCAGGAACGUACUCGGCGUGUCCAGCGUUAUCAAGUUCAUGGGAUUAAGGAGUGACAGAUGCAGUAAAGCGAUGACUGAACUUGCCAGUCUUGUUUUACUAAACGGCAGACUCAGAAACAAGAGUCAUAAACAAACUGUCGUGGUGGGGGGUGCAGGUAACACUGACAUCGUCAACGAUGUUCUAGGGAUAGACAGCAAAAGUCUUAUUAAGGUCGUAAAACGCCGUCGCAGUCAAGAGGGAGACCCUUUCAACAGCGAUCACACCGACCAUACCGAGGACCACUCUUGCAUGAAAGCAACCAAGAAGACUAGACACAUGACAUAG
Messenger RNA from Eremothecium cymbalariae DBVPG#7215, 924 nucleotides. It is a transcript of the gene RPP1, whose product is annotated as RNA-binding RNA processing protein RPP1. Gene Ontology annotation, molecular function: RNA binding. The coding region runs from base 1 to 924 and encodes 307 amino acids. Gene Ontology annotation, cellular component: nucleolar ribonuclease P complex. The transcript has a single exon. NCBI's taxonomy places the organism in Eukaryota, Fungi, Ascomycota, Saccharomycetes, Saccharomycetales, Saccharomycetaceae. Gene Ontology annotation, biological process: tRNA processing. The record is from RefSeq and is a predicted model, not a curated record.